AUGAAGACUGGUGCUUCAACAGCAGUAUCAAAACGCAAGACACGGAGCGGCUGUCUUACUUGCAAGUCUCGACGUAUCAAAUGCGACGAGACCAAGCCAUCAUGCCUGCGCUGUGUGACUACAAAACGAAUAUGCGAGGGUUAUUCAACCUCCCCUCAGCAAGCCCUGUCAUUUGAUUCUCUAACCGAUGACGAACGCCGAGCGUUCCUUUUUUUCCGAAGUCGAACCGCCCAUCGGAUAUUUGGCCAACGCGAUGUGGAGAACUGGCUUCCCACACUGCUGCAAAUUGGUCACAAAGAGGCUCCAAUCAAGCAUGCCCUAACUGCAUUAGCCUCACUGCAUGAGAGCUUGGAGCCUGGGAAUACUCCUACCUCUAUACGUCGAUCAGGCAAACAUGCCGAGAUCGCAGCACAAAUGUUAGCUUUGAGACAUUAUACGUUCGCCAUCAAGUCCGUCCAGACAGAAUCGUCCGACAUGUCCCAUCGACCAGAUAUUGUCCUGAUACUUUGUAUCCUUUUUAUCUGUUUCGAGCAAUUCCGAAGCGGUGAUGCUGCUUGUCUUCUCCACCUUAGUGCAGGUUUAAGACUGCUAUACUGGUGGAGGCGCAAUACUGCAACAUACAGCAAGUUGCAGGAGUACUCUCGAACGACCCUUGACUUUGUCAAUAAUCAGAUUACCCCGAUCCUACAGCGGCUGCGCGUGCAGUUUUCACUAUGCAUGGACUCCCGGCAUGUGUUAAAAGAUCUCGGUGUUCCCCUUUGCCUACCACCUCCAACAAUUCCAUCAUCAUACAGCUCCCUCAAUUCUGCCCGUGUGGACUUUGACCGAGUGAUGAACCACAUAUUUUCAUCUUCGGAGCGUGAUAUGCCUGUGAGGGAUGAAGCUCCAACGCGAGCUUCUAGCACUCUUUUACGCCAGUGGAAGAGCGCUCUUAACUCCAGUUCUCAAUUCUCUGGAGAGUCUUCGAUAUUGCAAGGCUGCACAAUCAAACUCUUGAAUCUUUACUACCACGUCUCAAUCAUUAUAGCCGAGACGUAUGGUUCCGAGAGUGAAACGAUAUUUGACAACUAUGUCGGUCACUUUCAAACUGCCGUUGAGCUCGCUGAGGAUAUCACUAGAUCGUGGAAAGAUGCACAGAACUUUAGUUUACUUUUCAGUUUCGACCUUGGGUUCACCCCUCCCCUAUUCCUUGUCGCCUCUCGCUGCCGCCACCCCUCAUCCGGCGAAGAGCCGUGA
Molecule: messenger RNA, 1236 nt
Organism: Penicillium waksmanii
Lineage: Eukaryota; Fungi; Ascomycota; Eurotiomycetes; Eurotiales; Aspergillaceae
Product: Zn(II)2Cys6 transcription factor domain-containing protein
Exons: 3
Coding region: 1-1236 (411 amino acids)
Biological process (GO): regulation of DNA-templated transcription
Molecular function (GO): zinc ion binding; DNA-binding transcription factor activity, RNA polymerase II-specific
Source: RefSeq, a predicted model, not a curated record